CGCCAUCACACUGAGCGGCUACGGCGAGCAGGACGGCGACAGCAGGGCCACCAUAGCAGCGCAGUCUUUUAUUACUGUCAUAUUAUUUUAUUAUAACGACCAUGGAAUAUAGCGCUGCGGACUAUUAGACGUCUCUGAACUGGGCCUCUGUUUUGGCGGCGCACAACGCAAUGUGGAGGAAAUAAAGAUCCUGAUACGCUGAAAACCAGAGGUAUGAGUCUUCACACUCCACUGGACAUUUAUUAUAGAUAAUGGGCUGUGUGCAAUGCAAGGAUAAGGAGGCAACCAAACUCACAGAUGACCGAGACAACAGCACCUCCCAGGGAGCGGGCUACCGCUAUGGAGCUGACCCCACGCCACAGCACUACCCCAACUUCGGGGUCACCGCCAUCCCCAACUACAACAACUUCCAUGCUCCUGUAGGACAGGGGAUGACCGUCUUCGGGGGAGUCAGCACUUCCUCACACACGGGAACGCUGAGGACCCGUGGUGGAACAGGAGUCACCCUCUUUGUGGCACUUUAUGACUACGAGGCACGGACAGAAGAUGACCUCAGCUUCAAGAAGGGAGAGAGGUUCCAGAUUAUCAACAGCACUGAAGGGGACUGGUGGGAUGCUCGCUCCCUCACUACUGGUGGCAGUGGCUACAUUCCCAGUAAUUAUGUGGCUCCAGUGGACUCUAUCCAGGCUGAAGACUGGUACUUUGGUAAACUGGGCCGUAAGGAUGCAGAGAGGCAGCUACUGUCUACUGGCAACCCUCGAGGCACCUAUCUCAUCCGAGAAAGUGAAACCACAAAGGGUGCCUUCUCCUUAUCCAUACGGGACUGGGAUGAUCUCAAAGGCGACCACGUCAAGCAUUAUAAGAUCCGCAAGCUAGACAGCGGCGGCUAUUACAUCACCACCAGGGCUCAGUUUGAAACACUGCAGCAGCUGGUUCAGCACUACUCAGAUCGAGCUGCGGGGCUCUGCUGUCGCUUGGUGGUUCCCUGCCACAAAGGCAUGCCCCGCCUCGCUGACCUGUCAGUCAAAACCAAAGACGUGUGGGAGAUCCCACGGGAGUCGCUGCAGCUGAUCAAGCGUCUCGGGAAUGGGCAGUUUGGGGAGGUUUGGAUGGGAACGUGGAAUGGCACCACUAAGGUGGCAGUGAAGACUCUGAAGCCUGGCACGAUGUCCCCGGAGUCCUUCCUGGAGGAGGCUCAGAUCAUGAAGAAACUCCGUCAUGAUAAGCUGGUGCAGCUUUACGCCGUCGUGUCUGAGGAGCCCAUUUACAUCGUCACAGAGUACAUGGGCAAAGGAAGCCUGCUGGACUUUUUAAAGGAUGGAGAAGGACGAGGGUUAAAACUGCCUAACCUGGUGGACAUGGCGGCACAGGUGGCAGCAGGUAUGGCCUACAUCGAGAGGAUGAACUACAUCCACAGAGACCUACGCUCUGCCAACAUCCUGGUCGGCGACAACCUGGUGUGCAAGAUCGCCGACUUUGGCCUGGCAAGGCUCAUCGAAGACAACGAAUACACGGCUCGGCAAGGUGCAAAGUUUCCCAUCAAGUGGACCGCCCCAGAGGCCGCGUUGUACGGGAAGUUUACCAUCAAGUCAGACGUGUGGUCGUUCGGCAUCCUGCUGACGGAGCUGGUCACCAAGGGUCGGGUGCCUUACCCAGGUAUGAACAACCGAGAGGUGCUGGAGCAGGUGGAGCGGGGCUACAGGAUGCCGUGCCCACAGGACUGCCCCAUUUCGCUGCACGAGCUGAUGCUACAGUGCUGGAAGAAGGACGCAGAGGAGCGGCCCACCUUUGAGUACUUGCAAGCCUUCUUGGAAGACUACUUCACAGCCACCGAGCCUCAGUACCAGCCCGGGGACAACCUCUAACCCACCGCUACCACCCCCCACACCCUGUUCUUGCUUUCUCUCUCUGUCUCUCUCUCUCUCGGGAUCAGCUCGAGGCCUGGACACGAAUGGCUACAGCAGUGCUAUAUAAAAAACAAAACAAAAACAAAAAAACUCUGGAUCCUUUUCAGCCUGGCCUUUUUAUGUUAGGGAUGUGUACAGCUUCCUCAGCUCAACUUGGGUUCCAAUACAAACUCCCUGACGACACCGCCCUCAGUCUCCGACACACCCCCUAGCGUCUGAACUCUGUAAAUGCCAUAGUUAACAAAGCUGAUGGACGGUGUUAACUGGGGGUUGUGCUAAUGCAGUUCCUUGUAUUCAAUGUAAAUAAGAAAAGCUUGUUUUAGUUUGUCUGCUUCCGUUUCAGAUUUUAUUUUCUUCUGCACAAAAGUAAUAAUAAUGAUAAAAGGAAGUCAAGUACCUGAGCAGGCACAGUUAAUCUGUAUGUGUAUUAUACUGUAGCUUCUCUAUUAUUUUCUAGAGAUUGAAUUGGAAAGCUCUAUAUUUUUUUCUCAUUUCCUAUUAAAGAGAAUUCAUCGCUUUAUUCUCUACUUUUCAGUUACACGUGUUAUUGCAAAAAGUUUCUCCUGGUGAGCAUGACACAGUCCACCUCUUUUUUCUUCUUUUUUUUUGCCUUCCCGUCAGAAAAGCUUCUAGUUAGGCUGCUGCUGCUGCAGGUUCUUUUACAAACGAUCUGCCACAUUUUUGUAAAUCACAGCAACGUACAAGGAUUUUGACAUAUCCCUCAUUGCCAUUUGGGUGGAAAUGUUUCUGUCUUUAUACCACUGGUGUGUUAUUUUGUAGCUGGGAGAAAAGAAAGAUUUUCAUUUAAGAGUAUAAAUGUCUUUGAUUGAGAAUCUUCAUUUUGAAACAGAUCGUGGGAUUUUUCCUCCUGCACGUCCUCCACCCGAGCCUGCAGGAUCAACAGGCUGCACCUGAACCAGGACCAUCUUACCUCCUGAGCUGCUUCUUUCUUCUUUUAUGUUUAAGUUUUUAUUUAACCCUUUUAGGUGAUCCUUCGAGAGACAUUUGGACUAUAUGAUCAGUUGCGCUCUGGACCAGUUCAUGUGACAGAAGUCUGAAUGUGAAACGCAUUGAAAAUGAAUUGAAAUCAGCUCUGGUCUGGUCUGGUCUUAAUGCAGAUGGUUUCACAGCCAUUGGUAAAUCCUCAUUUUUCAGUUGUACAGCUAAAUGGGUUUUAAGUGUCGCUAACUUCUCUCCUUUGUAUCUUGCAUUUCCAUUUUUUAUUAACAUGACUUGUUUUGUUAAUUCAGUGAUUUGGCGUUUGGAACUCAGAAAAGACCAAUAAACAUUUUACACUCUU
Messenger RNA from Oreochromis aureus, 3207 nucleotides. It is a transcript of the gene fynb, whose product is annotated as FYN proto-oncogene, Src family tyrosine kinase b. NCBI's taxonomy places the organism in Eukaryota, Metazoa, Chordata, Actinopteri, Cichliformes, Cichlidae. The coding region runs from base 252 to 1865 and encodes 537 amino acids. Gene Ontology annotation, molecular function: signaling receptor binding; ATP binding; non-membrane spanning protein tyrosine kinase activity. Gene Ontology annotation, biological process: cell surface receptor protein tyrosine kinase signaling pathway; T cell receptor signaling pathway; protein phosphorylation. Gene Ontology annotation, cellular component: extrinsic component of cytoplasmic side of plasma membrane. The record is from RefSeq and is a predicted model, not a curated record. The transcript is spliced from 13 exons.